AUGUUCUUGCUCGGAGCGGAGCUCAUCAGCAAGUUUAGAAGCGUCCAUGAUAGCCUUCUUAGCCUUGUCAUCACUGACCUUGGCAUCACUCAAUGCCUCGUCAACCUCCGAUUGCAAAUGUUGAAGAUCUCCCUCGACCUUUCUCUUGGUUGCCAAAAGAACCAAUUGGAGUUCUGCUUGUCUACGAGUUCUCUCAGAUUGCUCAUAGAUGAUUGCGAGAUCUUCUUUUUCUUGUUGGAGAACUUGGGAACGGCGUUCAGCAAGAUUGGCAUGAUCACGGACCUCAUUCAACGAUCUCUGUUCCUCUUCCACUUGAAGUUGAAGCUCUCUGAUGGUAUCUUGAAGCUUUUUCACUCUUCCGCGGCUCUCAGUUUCCAAGGAGACUUGCAUACUCUCGAUGGUUCUGCUAUGGUUCUUUCUUGUAUUCUCAAAUUCUUCUUCCUUUUCUUGAAGUCUCUUCUCAAUUUCACUUCUGAUUUGAGAAACUUCAAUUUGAGCACGCAUAACUUUGGCUUCUUCUGCUUCAAGAGCACAUUCAGCCUCAUCGAGAGCUUGUUGCAACUCUUCCUUCUCGAUUUCGAGUCUUCUGCGCAACUUCUGAAGGUCGUGAACAGAUUUUCCUCCUUCUCCAAGUUGAUCAGCAAUAUCCUUCAAUUCUUGAGCCAAAGCCUUGUUCUCACGUUUGACUGCUUCAGUUUGUUCUCCAGAUUCCUCAAGUUGGUUACGGAGACGGAAGGUUUCAGUGGCAGCAGCACGAGUUUCUCUCUGGCUUUGUUCAACUUCAGCAACGAGAGCCUCACACUUACGACGCCAUUCUUCGAGAACCUUAUCGAAUCCUUUCUGUUUCUUUUCCAAAGAGCUGGCAAUCGAGUUGGCUCUAUCAGCAUCAACCUGAGCAUCUUCCAAAUCAUGAGCCAAUCGUUGCUUGUUCUUCUCCAAUGUUCCAAUCUUCUGAUUGGCAUUCUCGAGUUGUUCUUGCAUUUCUUGAACCUUGUGAGUCAACUUUCUUCUUGUUUCUUCCAACUCCUCGGCUCUAGAAACACCUUCUCCCUCGAACUUGGCUCUCCAUUGUUGGAUUUCCGAGUUGGCCUUGCUCAACUGUCUUUGGACAUCCGUCUUAGCAUCUUGUUCUUCUUCAAGGGAUUCACGAAGUUGCUCACAUUCCAAUUGAUAGUUGGACACUUGGGAAUGAAGGGAUUGUCUCUCGCGAGUUUCCUGAUCAAGAGUUCUCUUCAACUCCUCCAUUUGAUUGUGUUGUUGUUGCUUGAUUCUGUUCAAUGCAGACAAUUGAGACUCAGCAUCUUCAAGUUGUCUGUUCAAAUCUUGAUUUUCAGAGUGUGUCUUAUUCUUGCUCAUCGUCAAUUCCUGGAUAAGUCUGGCUUGUUCAUCGCUCUUCAAUGUGAUAUCAGUGAGUUGAGCCUCGAGUUGCUUGGCCAUACGCUCGCAAGUUUGACGUUGUUUAGCCUCAACAUCAGCAGAUUGUUGGAGUUCAUCGACUUCUCUCUGCUUAUCAUUCUUCUCACGCUCAAGUUUUCCACGCAUUUUUUGGACAGUGUCAAGUUGAUCAGAGAGCUCAGCGACGGCGUCAUUGUGUUUCUUGCGGAGAGCAGCCAUGCUGGUUUCAGCAUUGAUUGCAGCAUCUUCCAGAUCUUGACGAAGUUUGGACAGUUCGGCUUCUCUGUAACGUCACAUCGUGAAGUUGAAAUCCUCGAAAUCAUGAGCCUUCUCAGCCUUGGAUCUGGAUUGUCUUUCAUUUUCAAGUUCCUCUUCGAGCUCUUGAAUUCUGGCCAACAAUUCCUUGAUUUGUCUUUGAAGUUUAGCAACAAGAGACUGUUCAUCUUCCAGUCUUGA
Molecule: messenger RNA, 1851 nt
Organism: Caenorhabditis remanei
Lineage: Eukaryota; Metazoa; Nematoda; Chromadorea; Rhabditida; Rhabditidae
Exons: 4
Coding region: 1-1851 (616 amino acids)
Source: RefSeq, a predicted model, not a curated record